Messenger RNA from Vollenhovia emeryi, 1118 nucleotides. RefSeq lists its product as uncharacterized. The transcript has 3 exons. The record is from RefSeq and is a predicted model, not a curated record. NCBI's taxonomy places the organism in Eukaryota, Metazoa, Arthropoda, Insecta, Hymenoptera, Formicidae. Bases 181 to 555 code for a protein of 124 amino acids.
AAUGGUUGCGGGUGCGAGAAGUGAAUGCAGAAACAAAAUACCAUUCCACGUCGUUGAUCCAAAUUUCGGUCAGCCGUGUCGGCGCGAUACGGCGAGCAGCGUUUCCCGCGGGAGGACAUCGAAAGGUCAACGGUGCACGAUCUGGUGUACAGAUAUCUGGGCAAGUGCGCCGUCACGGACAUGAAGUCGAGGCACCGAAACUGCGCGUGUAACAAAUUCAACAGGCAACACGCGAGAAGGAAAGACAUCCACGGGCGCGACGUGGCGGCAAUUCGCGCGAGUCUCGAGGAGGAGGUCGGCGGUGACGAUUGCGAGCGGUCGCGAUCACGCGCGGGUAAAGGUCGGCCUUCUGAGCGCGCGUCUAGGAGCUCGUCGAGGGAAGGCGUCGCUGAUUACGCGAAAGCCGUUCGCGAUGGACGAAAACGCGCGAAAUUCUACGUGCGGGAAGCGCUUUCGUACGGUCUGCAAUCCGGAUUGUUAAUCCCGACCGAUCGACGAGGAAGCGUCCUGCGCAUCUCGCGACAGCUGGGAGCCAUUCCUGUCGAGAAAUGCUAGAGAGGAUCGGUCAAGUAUACUGAGGGUUCUGCGCGAGAUCAACAGAUUUGAUAAAUUUAAUCGUUGAAGGCACGACGCAAUACGGAAUUGUAACAUUUGUAAUGAUAAUUUUGUAGUCCCACGCUAAAUCAUUUGUUAAAUAUUAACAAUCAUAAUAUUAAUUUAAAAUGAUAAAGCCGACGAUAAAAAAAAGAUACUAUAUUUUCAUUUAUAUCAAUUUUAAUUCCAAAGUACGUCAUUUACUGCGUACCGCACUUAUUGUUAACUCGUAAAUGGCAUUUAACGAAUUUAACUGUUACUAAGACGACAACAGACAAUUCUCGUAUUGGACAAAAAAUGUACAGUGUUUAUUUCAAAUUUAAUAUCUCUUAAGAUUUGGAACAACAAAAUCUUGGAGUUAUCUAUUCUAUUUCGAAUUAACUAUACUUCCACGCCGUAUGGAAGUUAAUUGUCAAGCCGAGGGAAAUAAUAACCGGGCUCAUUUUCUCAAACUUUGAAAAAUGUGUUUGCCCAGUCCUGAACUUCCGACUCGCGUUAUCGCCCCCUCCGUCGCUCGCACUCCU